UCUGGUUCUUCAUCAUGUCGACUGAGGUGUUGCAGCGGCUCAGCACCAUAACACUGAGCACCGAGCACCUGCGUCGUCUCCCUCACCUCUCAGACUUCCUCCCGUUCUCUUUACCGCCGCCUGGCCCCACCGUCGCUGCCUCCCAGGUGCCCAGCCUGUUCCGGGAACCCUACAUCCUGUCAGGAUACCGUCCUGUCCAGCAGGACUGGCGCUGCUACGUCCUCAGCCUCUUCCAGAAACACAAUGAGUCCCUGAACGUGUGGACCCACCUGCUGGCCGGUCCUGUGCUGCUGCUCCGCUGGUGGGCCAACGUCGCCACCCUGGGGUGCACCUUGGAUUCGUCCUCGCUACCUCUGCUCCUGUUCUUGCUGUCGUCUCUCACAUAUCUGUGCCUCAGUGUGGCGGCUCAUCUCCUGCAAUCUCACUCCGAACGCGCGCACUACUUCUUCUUCUUCCUGGACUACGUGGGCGUGGCCGUGUAUCAGUACGGGUGCUCGCUCGGCCACUAUUUCUACGCGUCUGAGCCAGCGUGGCGAGAACGCGUUGGGGUAAUGUUUCUGCCUGGCGCCGCCUUCUUUGGGUGGCUCUCCUGCACCGGCUGCUGUUACGCCAAGUUCAGGUACAGGCGGCCAUAUCCACCUCAGCGUAAAGUCUGCCAGCUGAUCCCCGCCGGCCUAGCGUACGUGCUGGGCAUCAGCCCCAUCGCCCACCGCCUGCUCACGGUCUCCUGGUCACACGAGCCCUCGCUGCCCUUCCACGCUCUCCAGAUCGCCUGUUUCCUCUCGUCGGCGCUCUUCUUCUCUUGCCCCAUCCCUGAGCGCUUCUUUCCAGGCACCUGUGACUUUGCCGGCCAGGGUCACCAAAUCUUCCACGUGCUCCUGUCCCUGUGCACCUUGUCCCAGCUGGAGGCUUUGUUCCAGGACUACGCCCGGCGGAGGGAUACAGUGGUGGAGUUAUUUGGGGAGCGGCAGUUGUGGUGGGCGUGCGUAUCCUUCCCCGUCUUGUUGGUGUGCUGCAUCCUGACGGCGCUGAUCGCAAUGAGGCACAUGAGCAAGGCGCUGCAGAGUAAAGACGAGUGA
Neolamprologus brichardi is the source of this 1079-nucleotide messenger RNA. RefSeq names its product progestin and adipoQ receptor family member VIII (gene paqr8). Gene Ontology annotation, molecular function: nuclear steroid receptor activity; steroid binding. Lineage: Eukaryota; Metazoa; Chordata; Actinopteri; Cichliformes; Cichlidae. Gene Ontology annotation, cellular component: plasma membrane. The record is from RefSeq and is a predicted model, not a curated record. Gene Ontology annotation, biological process: response to steroid hormone.